AUGUCCAGCAGAAACAGUACUCCCGCUAAAAGUCUCGCCGCCGAUCUCGCGAAGUUGACUGCGACCGAACAUGGUAGCUCUGUUGCAGCGUCGUCAAAUACUGGGGACGACCUCUCCACCCCUGGCACCGGAGAUCAACCAGGAACAGACAGCCUGAUGCCCACUUGGACUGGCUGGGCAGAAUUGGAGAAUGACCCUCUCAUUUUUGCUACCCUACUAAAGGAGUGGGGUGUUACCAAUGUCCAGGUCAACGAAGUCGUUCCCCUCGAGAGUGUCUUUAACCAGCCGUCUGAGGAGACCUACGGAUUGAUAUUUCUGUCUCCCUGGGCUGCUGCAGAAACCGAAAAUAGUGUCACAGAAGUCCCACGGGGUGUAUGGUUCGCUAAUCAGGUCUCUUCUUUCUCUUGCGCUACUGUGUCGCUCAUGAACAUCAUCAACAAUCGCGACGAUCUGGAUCUGGGCGAGCAGUUAAAUGCUUUCCGCUCCCAAACAGCAGAUUUGAGUCCAAUGGCUCGUGGUGUUGCCCUAGAUGGUUUCAGCCACGUCCGAAUGGUCCACAACUCAUUCUCGACUGAAUUCGACCGCAUGAUUGUUGACCUUCGCCUAAAGGAAGACCUGAAAAACUCGGAGAAAGCGAAGAAGAAAGCCGCCGCUGCUGCAACGGCAAAGCGACCACGCAAGAAGGCCAAGAUUGAGGAAGGAUACGAUGAAGAAGAAGGUACUGGAUUUCACUUCGUGGCAUAUGUACCUGCAGGCGGCUUUGUGUGGCGCAUGGAUGGAAUGGAACCUUUCCCGAGGAAGCUUGGGGAACUGUGUGAUGGCACUGACUGGAUUAUGAUGGUCUUGCCUGAGCUUCAAGCCACAUGGGAGUCGGCGUCGAGCGUCACUUUAGAGUUCUCUUUGCUGUCUUUGACUGCUAUGACCGAUUCUUCACAACUAGCGGCGGAUGAAGAGAAAAUGGCGCGAACCAGGGAGGACUGGGGCCCGUUCAUCGCCCAGAUGGUGAGACUGCAUGCCGAAAAGGGCGAUAUCAAGGAAAAGUUGACCCAGUAG
This is a messenger RNA of Exophiala aquamarina CBS 119918, 1053 nucleotides long. RefSeq lists its product as uncharacterized. The transcript has 3 exons. Gene Ontology annotation, cellular component: cytoplasm. Gene Ontology annotation, molecular function: cysteine-type deubiquitinase activity. NCBI's taxonomy places the organism in Eukaryota, Fungi, Ascomycota, Eurotiomycetes, Chaetothyriales, Herpotrichiellaceae. The coding region runs from base 1 to 1053 and encodes 350 amino acids. The record is from RefSeq and is a predicted model, not a curated record. Gene Ontology annotation, biological process: ubiquitin-dependent protein catabolic process; protein deubiquitination.